UUAAUGUGGUGAAAAGUUAUUCAAUGUUAUUUAAAUGUAUUUAAAUGCCGAGUCUGGAACGUUUACCGCACGCAGCACCGUCCACCGAGCUGCUGACUGGCCCUUUAAAUUUCCUGAAACGACAUCACGUUGCGUGUGACGUUUUUAAUCUCAUUGGUCAAACCCUCCCCUCCGGGUCUGACGCUACCCAAUCAGAGGAGACUAUCUCUAAGCACGUUGAUUGCAAAUACGGAAAUGCAGAUACAGCGUCUCCGUAGUUAACUUAGCAUUGUUUUCUUUCUCGUAGUUUGGGAACUUUUGGUUAAAAGCGCAUAAGCAGCGAAUAAUAAACAAGUUCCAAAUAUAUUUUUCGCUCCUCAUGGAUUUAAUACAACUUCUGUCAUGGGCCUGCAUCGUGUUCACCGUCGGGAUGUUCUCGACUGGACUGACCGACCUGAAAAAGAUGCGAGAAUCCAAAAGCACAGAAAACAUCCAGUUCCUUCCCUUCCUCAUCACAUGUCUAAAUAACCUGGGUUGGCUGUUUUAUGGCAUCCUGAAGACGGAUCAGACGAUAGUUGUGGUUAACACCAUCGGCGCUCUUCUACAAAUCCUCUACAUCACCAUGUACUUCUUCUACACCAAACAAAAGAGACUUGUGACGCUCCAGACUCUUGCUGCAGGGACGGUGUUGAUCUGUGUCUGGUUAUACUUCACCACCUUCCUCACUGAAGGAGCGACCCGGCUCAGCCAGCUGGGACUGACCUGCAGCUUGGUCACCAUCGGCAUGUACAUGUCUCCUCUCAUCGACCUGGUGGAGAUAAUCCGCAGUGGGAACGUUCAGUGUUUGUCCUACCCUCUGACUGUCGCCACCUUCUUCACCUCCACCUCCUGGGUCCUUUAUGGCCUCCAGCUGAACGACUACUACAUCAUGGUCCCGAACACACCUGGAAUCCUGACCAGCCUGAUCAGAUUUUACCUCUUUUGGAGGUUUGCCCCUGCCGACCAGAGUUUGCCGUCCUAUAAGUCGAUGCAGUUAUGAGGACUGGUAGAUCGGGACUUGUCCUGUUUCCUGACACGAAGACCUGUUGUUAAACGGAGGGAGUCUGUUACUUUCCUGCAGCUACAUGUUAAACAUGUGACCUCGAGUGCCUUCAUAAAUGUGUUUACUGACCAGCACUUGUGUAGGAACAAUCACAUCAGCUAGCCAAAGAUCCUGUGGAAUUGGCUGAUUUGGUAUUAAGUGAAGUAUGUAUUCAGUUCCUGGUUGUGGAAAAUGUAGUUUUGUUGGUUACAGCUUAGUGUGGCAAAGCAAUAAUAAUAAUGAUGAUGAUGAUGGUGAUAUUUGAUCCCAUAAGAGUUUGUAAUGGUGUGUUUAUAUCGCGCGUCGUAAAUGUUAGCCACGGGAAGUUUUCUGAAUAUUUGGGUCAGAACUUUUUUUAUGAGAUGUGCUCGUGAAGCUUAUGUCCAAGACCAAAUCAUGUUCACUUAUUUUUCUGUCUGUUUUUAUAAUUUGUGUAUAAAAAUGUAUGAAAACCA
Molecule: messenger RNA, 1515 nt
Organism: Nothobranchius furzeri (turquoise killifish)
Lineage: Eukaryota; Metazoa; Chordata; Actinopteri; Cyprinodontiformes; Nothobranchiidae
Gene: slc50a1
Product: solute carrier family 50 member 1
Biological process (GO): carbohydrate transport
Cellular component (GO): membrane
Molecular function (GO): sugar transmembrane transporter activity
Source: RefSeq, a predicted model, not a curated record